GUUGGGACAUGGGCUUGAAGGCGGGCUCAUUCUUUCAACAAACCACGAUUAUGCCCUUGCUGUGUGCCGAGCACCGUGCCGCAUGCGGGGAGGCGGAGAGAGCCGGAAUGAGAGAAUAGCAGCGACCAUCACGGCGCGCUAGGGCACAGUAGGAGCCCUUUGCAGGAGCAUUUCAUCCUCCCAGGCACCUUUAUCUCCGUUUUCCGGGAAGGAAGUCCAAGUUUUGAGGAACCGGGUAAUUCGCCAGGCCACUCCACCCUCCGCCCCCGCUCAGCCCCCUGAACAUCCCCGUGGGCACCCUUCAGGGGCUUACUCUGUUGGGAACAUUAAGAACUCCGUGAGACUCUGCACGUCAACUCGGCACGUCUCAGCCUCUCUCUGGAGAACUCCAGAUGCUGGGGCUCAGGGCGCGCCCCCUCUGCGGCCAGGGGCACCCCACCUCCUGACACCUUCGGGAGUGGCUUGGAAGAGAAGCCGAGGAGGCCGACCGAGGCUCCGUGGCCGGGCUCCCUGGAAGAGCCUUCUGUCCGCGUCGACAGGAGCAUGUGGGGCCCCAGCGGCUCCACUCCCCCGAGCGGCACGCUGCGACUCCAAGUUUCUCUGCCUUCAAAGCUCGCGCGACGGCCACGCCGAAGACCCAAGCCUUGGGCAGAGGCCAAACGGUCACUUCCCCGCCCUCCCGGCGCAGUAUGCAAAUCCGAGCACCAGGAAGUAGCUGGGACCUCUCGGCCGAGCCCAGCGACAGCCAGUUCCUCUCCCGCCGCUCCGGGCCGCCGGCCGCUCGCUCCCCUGCCGUGGCGCCUCCGGGCCCGACGCGCUGCAGCCUCCAGCCCGCGGCAGGCGGGGCGGCCGCGCCACCCCGGGCCCCGAGCCCGCAGCCCGCCCUGCGCCGGCCCCGCGGGGCCGCCCCGUCGCGCCCCCCGCUCUGAACUCGAGUCACCGUGGAGCGCCGCCGCCGCCCAGCAACUUUCACCCGGAGCUGGAAAUAUGGGAUGUAUAAAAUCAAAAAGGAAAGACAAUCUGAAUGGCGAUGGAGUAGAUUUGAAGCCUCAACCAGUACGUAAUACUGACCGAACUAUUUAUGUGAGAGAUCCAACGUCCAAUAAACAGCAAAGGCCAGUUCCAGAAUCCCAGCUUUUGCCAGGACAGAGGUUUCAAACCAAAGAUCCAGAGGAGCAAGGAGACAUCGUGGUAGCCUUGUACCCCUACGAUGGCAUCCAUCCGGACGACCUGUCGUUCAAGAAAGGAGAGAAGAUGAAAGUCCUGGAGGAACAUGGAGAAUGGUGGAAAGCUAAAUCCCUUUCAACGAAGAGAGAAGGUUUCAUCCCCAGCAACUACGUAGCCAAAGUCAACACCUUGGAAACGGAAGAGUGGUUUUUCAAGGACAUAACCAGGAAAGACGCCGAAAGGCAGCUUCUUGCACCCGGGAACAGUGCUGGGGCUUUUCUUAUCAGAGAAAGUGAAACGUUAAAAGGAAGCUUCUCUCUUUCUGUCAGAGAUUAUGACCCUGUGCAUGGUGAUGUUAUUAAGCACUACAAAAUUAGAAGUCUGGACAAUGGGGGUUAUUACAUCUCUCCACGAAUCACUUUCCCUUGUAUCAGUGACAUGAUUAAGCAUUACCAAAAGCAGUCCGAUGGCUUGUGCAGAAGACUGGAGAAGGCGUGUAUUAGUCCCAAACCGCAAAAGCCAUGGGACAAAGACGCCUGGGAGAUCCCACGGGAGUCCAUCAAGUUGGUGAAAAGGCUCGGUGCCGGGCAGUUCGGGGAAGUCUGGAUGGGUUACUAUAACAACAGUACCAAAGUGGCUGUAAAAACCCUGAAACCAGGCACCAUGUCUGUGCAGGCGUUCCUGGAGGAGGCCAACCUCAUGAAGACCCUUCAGCACGACAAGCUGGUGAGGCUGUAUGCCGUGGUCACCAGAGAGGAGCCUAUCUACAUCAUCACCGAAUACAUGGCCAAGGGCAGUCUGCUGGAUUUCCUGAAGAGUGACGAAGGGGGCAAAGUCCUGCUUCCAAAGCUCAUUGACUUCUCUGCUCAGAUUGCAGAGGGAAUGGCAUACAUCGAGAGGAAGAACUACAUUCACCGAGAUCUACGAGCAGCGAACGUUCUGGUCUCUGAGUCACUCAUGUGCAAAAUUGCGGAUUUUGGGCUCGCUCGCGUGAUCGAGGACAAUGAGUACACAGCAAGGGAAGGUGCCAAAUUCCCCAUUAAGUGGACGGCUCCAGAAGCGAUCAACUUUGGAUGUUUCACGAUUAAGUCUGAUGUGUGGUCCUUUGGAAUUCUCCUGUAUGAAAUCGUCACCUACGGGAAAAUUCCCUACCCAGGGCGAACUAAUGCCGACGUGAUGACCGCCCUGUCGCAGGGCUACCGGAUGCCCCGCAUGGAGAACUGCCCCGACGAGCUCUAUGACAUCAUGAAAAUGUGCUGGAAAGAAAAGGCAGAAGAGAGGCCGACGUUUGAUUACUUACAGAGUGUCCUGGAUGAUUUCUACACGGCCACGGAAGGGCAGUAUCAGCAGCAGCCUUGACGCCCAGGGAGGCUCGUGGCCAUCGGCUGGGACGGCUGCCUCAUUCGAGAGGAAAACAUGACCGUCGCUGGUUGUGCUAGUCUUUCAUAUGCUAGGAUCAUCUACUGGCCCUGCUUCCUGAAAGCGAGGCCAAGUUACUCAGGAAGAACACUCUCGACAUGGGCAAGUAUUCUCUUUCUCAUCGGCUGAUGCCCACCGGCAGCCGCGCGGACCGCACCCAGCCGGCAACCUUGCUUCGCUAGACCGACGUCUGCCUUCGGAGAAGAAGCCACCUGUUCCGUCCAACAGGCACCCACCUCGGCCUCUUGUUUACAACUCGAUGUGGGACUCAUGGGCGCAGAGGCCCUCGCAGUGAAUCUCAAACAGUAGCAGAGUGAAACUCAUUCCUAAAAAGCGAAGUAACCAGACGCAGAUCACGACCCUCGUUUGCAUUUUCUCUCUGCCUUGGCUUAUCUGUUAAAAAGAAAAAAAAGAAAAAAAAAAAAUUACUAAUCCGAUCUGUUACGUUUUGCAGCUGAAGUCAGAAGGUUAAAAUGGUCUCUCCCAGAUUGCAGUGAUUUCCCCUGCCCCUAAAGUCUGAGGCUGUUAAAGAUUUUCCUUCCACGGAGACGGCUGGGAACUCCCAGACACGAAGCGUGCUCUCCUGUUCUGUUUCCUAUAGGAGUGUGUGUGGUUUGUGAGUGUGCACAGAUGUCAUGUGUCGCCACACAGACCCCACCGACGGCCAGGGCUGGCCCAGACCUCCCAGGAAAGAGAGAAGAACCAAAGGAACUGUUGGACCCUCAGAAGGAAUAUUUUUAACGGCCCAGCUUUUCAAUUCCCCAGUUUCCUAUCUGAGAGACUUUUUUGACCAUGUACUUUGGGUCAAACAAUAAGAUUCUAAUCUCUGCAGAGCCUUAUAAAAGGCCUUCUAAGACAUAAGAAUUCUCUUUAUUGCUUCCAAUGAUUUGAACGUUAUUUUAACGAUGGAAUGUUAAUUUUCGUUGUACCCGAGAAAGUAAAAACGCCAUAUUUGGGUCUAUUUUUGUGAUUCAGCCAUCUUUUCUAAAUUGUGUAAGGUGUGGGUGGGACUAUUUAUACGAGGAUACGAAAGGAACGGAAGUGACUGAAAGGCUCAAAUGAGCUCCUGCAGCAAGGGAGACGAGAGGUCUCGUUUACUAAGUUGUUCUACUGUGAGCUUCGAAUAGAAAAUGCUACAUCACAUCGUGUUUCACUUAUGCUGUCGUGUACAUACCUAAUAUUGCUGUUUUUUUGAUUUUAUUUGAAUACACCUGGCCCAGUAACA
Messenger RNA from Leopardus geoffroyi (Geoffroy's cat), 3811 nucleotides. It is a transcript of the gene LYN, whose product is annotated as LYN proto-oncogene, Src family tyrosine kinase. Lineage: Eukaryota; Metazoa; Chordata; Mammalia; Carnivora; Felidae. Gene Ontology annotation, biological process: innate immune response; cell differentiation; protein phosphorylation. The record is from RefSeq and is a predicted model, not a curated record. Gene Ontology annotation, cellular component: extrinsic component of cytoplasmic side of plasma membrane. The transcript is spliced from 13 exons. The coding region runs from base 544 to 2526 and encodes 660 amino acids. Gene Ontology annotation, molecular function: non-membrane spanning protein tyrosine kinase activity; signaling receptor binding; ATP binding.